Molecule: messenger RNA, 948 nt
Organism: Funneliformis geosporum
Lineage: Eukaryota; Fungi; Glomeromycota; Glomeromycetes; Glomerales; Glomeraceae
Source: the annotation of a GenBank genome assembly
AUGUCUCAAACAGGUUACGCUCCAAAACAUCCUUUAUCCGAAACAAAAAUUAUUGAAGAAGAAGUUGUUUCUUUGAUAACCAACCUCGAUACCGAAAAAUCUGAUGAAGAAUUUGAUCUGAACGAGACUUUAUUCUUUCCAACAACUUGGACUACGAAAGGUUCUUUAACUUGCACUUUCUGGGAACUUCCUAAUUGGUUGCAAGACAACAAUGACAUCAUUCGAGGUUAUCGUCGUCCAACAUUUUCAUAUUUGAAAUGUAUACAAUCUUUAUUUUAUCUUCACAAUGAAAGUGUCAACAUUUGGUCUCACUUUGUUGGUGCGAUCCUUUUUGCUGUUCUUUCAUUGGCUACUUACUUUUACUUAAUGGACUAUAACACUUUGAAGCAGUCAGAUUACAUUGCGUUCUAUUGUUUUAUGGCGGGUGCAAUGAUAUGUCUUGGAUUAUCUUCGUCAUUUCACACCAUGUGUUGUCACUCGGAAAAGGUUUGCGCGAAUUGGAAUAGAUGUGAUUAUGUUGGAAUUGUUGCCUUGAUUAUUGCAACAAUUUCUGUAGCAGUGGCUCUUAGAUUUAGAAGACCAGAAUUUAGGUGGUUUAGAACUGGGUUGUUUUUUGCAUUAGGUGGAAGUUCAGUUAUUCCAAUAAUACAUGCUACUUUAUUAUAUGGGUUUCAUUUGAGUUAUGAGGUCAUUUCCCUCAAAUGGUUGGCUAUAACUGGUUUAUUAUAUAUUUUUGGCGCAUUUCUUUAUGGUACAAGAAUACCCGAAAGAUUGUUUCCUGGAAAAUUCGACAUAUGGGGAUCAUCCCAUCAAUUUUUUCAUUUCUUUGUUGUAGCUGCGGCUGUAGUUCAUUAUUAUGGAGUUUUGCAUUCUAUGUUAUAUUGGCAUAAAGCAAAUAAUCAAUGUACAUUAUCAAUUGAAGAGAUGCAGCAGAAUUUAAAUAAUUAA